Molecule: messenger RNA, 1237 nt
Organism: Melanotaenia boesemani (Boeseman's rainbowfish)
Lineage: Eukaryota; Metazoa; Chordata; Actinopteri; Atheriniformes; Melanotaeniidae
Product: C-C motif chemokine 3-like
Exons: 3
Coding region: 133-606 (157 amino acids)
Biological process (GO): cellular response to interleukin-1; positive regulation of ERK1 and ERK2 cascade; lymphocyte chemotaxis
Cellular component (GO): extracellular region
Molecular function (GO): chemokine activity; CCR chemokine receptor binding
Source: RefSeq, a predicted model, not a curated record
GAAGUCAAGAACAUACUCGCUGUGCCUGGUGUGUGAGCAAGACUGCAGCAAGACCAUUUACUGAGUGAUUCACACUGCAGUGUGUUGAUAGAUUCUAAAUUCAACCCCUGAAGACAAGGUGCACCUCCAAAGAUGCAGCUGAGCCUGGUUCUAGCCGCACUUCUCUGUCUCACCACAUGGCUGAACUGUGUCCAAGCAACAACUGGACCUGUGCAGAACUGUCCAUGUGUCAGCUGGUCCAAGUCCAGAGUCCAUCCUGACAGAAUCGUGAGUUACAUUAAUCAGACGGAGGCCGUUUGUUCCAUCAGUGCAGUAAAGUUUCUGACAAUUCGUGGAAUCACAUUUUGCGCCGACCCCAACAGCAACUGGGCCAAACAAGUAAUCAAGAAGGUGAAUGCAAAGACACGAGUAGCUUCCACAGCAUCUACAAAUACACCCCCUCAAAAGAAGCAGGACUGGAUAGUGACCACAAAGGGGGAAAAGAUACAGGAUGAUGAAGGGUCAGCAAGUGACAUGACACCAGCAGCUUCCACAGCGUCUACAAAUACAACCCCUCAAAUUAAAACUGGACUGAACAGAGAUUACAGUAGAAAAUGUUGCUUCUAAAUAUAUCUCAGCAAUUCUUUAUUAUAAAUUUUUUUACGUAUGCUACAAAAUAUCUGCCAUAUUCACGAUUUUUAAUUGUGAAUAAAUGACUUUUCAGCAAAUAUUGAGUUUUUAUUUUAAAAAAGAGAAACUAAAAUAUGAACCAUGCAAAUACUCUGACAAAUGCAAUGUGCUGCUUUCUUAGCUUUGCUUCUCAGUAGCUCUCACUGUGUUCACACACAAAUGCAGUAAAGAAAUGUCCAGGAAGGAAACCAGCCUCCACACACAACAGAUAACAGUGACAGUGAUCAUUAUGUAGAUAAAUGCAUAUGUUUAAAUACAGAUAUUAUAUGCAGUGAGUGACUAAGCCCUUUGACACAUACUGAUUCUUGGGCUGCCUCUUCCCAACCUCAGACGGCAAACGGCCGUUUAUCUUGAGAUUUCCCUGUCCAAUUAUCGUAUGAUCUGUCAUGUGUUAUGAGCCAAUUUGUCCCGAUAAUCCACUCCCAAACGGGUUGUAGCCGACAAUUGAACAAACAUUGAACAUGUUUAAUAUUUCAGUGCCGAUUUCUGAGGAACACCGAUGACUCAAUACAUUAAGACUGCACAGGUGGUGACGUGGCACGGAUCGUAGCCACCAGAGAGCGAGCUG